AUGAAGAAACAAAAACGAUUCGAAGCUCCCUCAGCAAUCAAGCACUUUGCCUUCCUUUCAUCCAAAAGUCGCUUUUACGAAUCCAACAGCGCCAAUGCUUUAAAGGAAUCUAGUAAUGCGAUCGGGCCUAAUACUUAUAAUGCUGACAAGCUCGAUUUCAUUGAUAAACUCAACAAAAGACCAAGAAGUCAUAAAGGAUAUAUCAUCGGAGCUAGGACUGCAUCCAGGUUUCCUCGGAUAUCAAAAGACAAUAGUAUUGGACCUGGAGCUUACAGUUUCCCAGAAAUCAGCAUGAAAACUAAUUUCAAACCAUUCAAUUCAGCUGCAAAACGGUUCUCCUACGCAUUAGAAAGUACAACUCCAGGGACCGGGACCUACGAAUGCGAGUACAACCCUUGCAAACAUGUGCAGUAUCAGCAAUCAUUUGGCGGAAACCCAGUCAAUCUCCCGUGCAUUACUCAACAUAGUUCCAUUAAAAGCAACACUGAUAAAGUAAGGCUCUAA
Messenger RNA from Helobdella robusta, 504 nucleotides. RefSeq lists its product as hypothetical. Gene Ontology annotation, molecular function: cytoskeletal protein binding. The record is from RefSeq and is a predicted model, not a curated record. Gene Ontology annotation, cellular component: ciliary basal body. Bases 1 to 504 code for a protein of 167 amino acids. Lineage: Eukaryota; Metazoa; Annelida; Clitellata; Rhynchobdellida; Glossiphoniidae. The transcript is spliced from 5 exons. Gene Ontology annotation, biological process: regulation of cell projection organization.